CAAAUUCAAAUUUCAUUCAAACACAAUCUGCAGCACACCAAUCAACAAACCGCCGUCAAGGCCAAACUGAUUGACUUUCAAAUUUCGCGAUAUUCGUCGCCUGUUUUGGAUUUGGUGCACUACCUUUACGCCUGCACAGAGAAGUCGCUUCGAGAUGCACACUUUCAUGAAUUUAUGCAAAUCUACUAUGACACUUUGGCACAGUUUAUACGCGACUACCAACUGGACCCAAUAGUAUUGUAUCCCGAAGCAGUAUUCAGACAGCAAUUGCGCCAAUUCGGUGCAUAUGGCUUUUGUAUGUCUGCUUUUUCAGUGCCGUUUUUUGUAUCGAACGCCAGUGAAUUACCCGAUUUGGAUGAAGUGUCUGAAGCGAUACAAGAACUAUCAUCAUCGGAUACUUCGGAUGCGGAUGAAGCUGAAAGUCCGAGUGAAAAGACGCAGCAUAAGAGUAGCAAAAAUAACAGAACAAUAUCGCCUAAGAAUCAAAGCGCCGUAGAAUUAAUCGAUGAAUACGAUCUCUUGACAGAGCGUACCUUGCCAAUAUUCAAAAAGCGUAUGAUUGGAAAUAUUUUGGAUUUGCAGAAAUAUGAAAUGAUUGAAGCCAUAUUCAAAUGCUAGUGAAAGGUGUAGAUUGAAAUGUAUAAAUUAGUAAUGACGGUGGAUUUUAAGCAGCAAUAACUUGACACUCAAUUGGGUGAAAGAAGAAGUACGUGUAUACGACGAAGGGCAAACCGCCAUCCAAACCCUUAAACUUUAUUAGAAAAUAUUUCAUGCUAUGUCAGUAACCGGGUCAUAUUCAGUCUUGGCGCGAGUUGCAUGUGAGAAAAUCAUUCCCAUACAUUAUACAAAAAAAAAACAAUUUUGGGAAUUUAUUCCCUUUUGCGUUUUGCUAGAUAUUAGCUAAGGGAAUGUGAGUAAUGGAAAAAGUGAUAAUUUGUUAAAUUUAACGUUUAUUCUAACAAAAAUAUUAGUUAAUAUUUUGUUUGUUGUUAAAAGAUUUAUAUUUAAUAUUGUUAUAUGCAUAUGUAGUUGGAUUGUAGUGAUACAGCGAUUUCAUAGAAGCUAACAAACAUACCUAUGAAAAGAAAUAGAAUUAAACUAUCCAAAUUUAAUAGAAAAGAAUUAUGCAAAAUAUUAUUCAUAACAGUAUUGAACGUAAAAAAAUAUUGUCAUUAAACACAAGAUAAUGUUUCGUAGGAUUGGUAAAAGUUCCAUUAAAGUGUCGUUUGUGAUUACAAUAGGGAAAUGUGCAAAAGCCCGAAAAACGUAUAUUAUUUGAUUAUAUAUGUUUAUAUGUAUACAUAUAUUUUUAUUUGUGUUCUGUACAUUUCCAAGUGAGAACUUAAGACUAUACAAAUUUUAAAGUAAAUUCAAAUAGAGUAAUAUUAAUAUAAAAACUGUUGAAAAUUUGGACCAAAGAUUUUUAAAUUGUAAUUCAAACACAAUAGAGGAAUAGCUUUUGCUAAUCCUAACUUAACUGCAAAUUAAUUUCCUUUUGAUUUCAGUUAGCGUCUAAGAAACAAGUGAAGUUUAUACAUUAAUAUAACUUUAAAUGUAUAUUAAAGUGUGUAAAUACUAUACUAAUGGGACCAAACUUAAAGCUAAGAUAAUUUUGAUUGAAAGAGUGUCACUAUUUGUGUGUUUCAAGUGCGUUUUCGUGUGUGAAUAUAUGGAAAUCUAACGCAUAUUGAGCGGCUAAUAGAAUUUAGUAGUUUAGUGGUAAAUCGAAUUUGUUACGAACAGUUUGUGUUUCUUCGUAGGUAUUUAUUUUAACUUUCCUUUUUAAACAAAUUCAAUUAUGGAUUAUUUACAUGUGUUUAGAAACAGAUUGAAAACGCUUCGAAAGGAUUUGUAUGCGAUUUAUAAAUUUUAUAACCCCUAAUAUAUAAACCGAAAAUCUUGAUAAAAUCUAAAUUAAAUUUUUAUUAACAUAUACAUACAUAAUGCAUAUUUUUGGUUUUUUUUUACAUCUGCCAAUGCAUCAUUCAUUAUACAUAUGUUGGCCAUAUUGCUUGCAAGAACGUCACAACACGCGAUGCGUUUUUGGUGUUCCAAGAAGAUUUUGUUGAAUAAUAAAAUUUUGUAGCAAACAAAAAGUGUUAACAGCCUUACUAUCUAGCCCGGACGAUAGGCCCCACGAACGAUUCGUUUUCAACAUGUUGUUGUUGUUGGCGUUGUUGUUGUUGUUGUUGUUGUCUAGCCAGUUGCAACGUAAUCGACGUAAAGCAAGACGAAGAACAACGAUGGUGUCAAAAGUGCGGCCUAACGUUCGGGAUAGAUAAUAAGGCUGUAACAGAAAUAUUAAUGUUUUUUUUUUUAAAUAAUCAGUUUAUGUGCUAUAGAAAAUAACCUA
Messenger RNA from Rhagoletis zephyria (snowberry fruit fly), 2353 nucleotides. RefSeq lists its product as uncharacterized. NCBI's taxonomy places the organism in Eukaryota, Metazoa, Arthropoda, Insecta, Diptera, Tephritidae. The record is from RefSeq and is a predicted model, not a curated record.